UCACACCGACUCCCGCCACACAAAAGGCUCUUUUAAGGGCCAACACUUUUACUAAAGAGCUCUUUAGUUCAUUCACAUACAUACAUACGGGACAGUUCAUACGGGCAAAUGCAAUUCGAUAUUCCCACUAAACGCCAAGUGGGGAGUUCGUGACACAAAACCGGUGUAGAUUAAGCAGUUACGAUGCGUAAUCGGUCCGCGUCUGCUCAAAAAACACGAUACAUCCCUCGAUCCUUCCCUCACGCGAUAAUGUCAUUUUCUAUUUACUUUUCUGAUUACAACCUCUCAAACUCACCAAAGGCCCUAUUUGACCCACUGUAUUUAGAGAAUACAUGUACAUUGUGAUUUUUAUUUUUUUUUUUUAUAGCUUUACACAACACGAAUCAUAAAGCAUCUGUGUAUGACCCGCAUGUUAGGAGAAUGUGCGCGGGACACAAAGAGAUUAAAAUACAAUCUAUAACAACUAACAACAGUGACGAUAUUUUCUUGGUCUGAAAAGCCGCUGUGGAUUUGUGUUUAGACGCAGACACGUGAGAGGGGGGGAGACUCGUUUCCGUUUGGGGGCGGGGUCGAACUGUUUGAAUGCAGCGCGCGAGCAGCAUCCGCCAAUCCCCUUCACGCCCAGGCCCUUCAAAAAGCCGCUGCCUCUGUCCCGCGCACACAGUUCGUCUAAACUGAAGACUUUCUUGCAACCAAUAUGGCUAGAACCAAGCAGACUGCCCGUAAAUCCACCGGAGGAAAGGCUCCGAGGAAGCAGCUCGCCACCAAGGCUGCCCGUAAGAGCGCUCCAGCCACCGGCGGCGUCAAGAAGCCUCACCGCUAUAGGCCCGGCACCGUGGCUCUGAGGGAGAUCCGACGUUACCAAAAGUCCACUGAGCUGCUGAUCCGCAAACUGCCCUUCCAGCGCCUGGUCAGGGAGAUCGCCCAGGACUUCAAGACCGACCUGCGCUUCCAGAGCUCCGCGGUCAUGGCUCUGCAGGAGGCCAGCGAGGCCUACCUGGUGGGUCUGUUCGAGGACACCAACCUGUGCGCCAUCCACGCCAAGAGGGUCACCAUCAUGCCUAAGGACAUCCAGUUGGCCCGUCGCAUCCGCGGAGAGAGAGCUUAAACGUCAUGUGCCCUAAAACUACACAACGGCUCUUUUAAGAGCCACCUACACCAAACUAAGAGCUGAUUUUCACCACACAAAUGUCCAAGCACAGUGUAUCAAAGUGUACUCAAUACUGAAAUAAGCCUUAUGCUAAUUUGCUUUGAGAGCGCAUCAGAUUUAUAAUAUUAUAUAGUCUGUAAGGUGUAUAUAGUAAUGAUUUAUUUUAGUAUUUGUUUUGCUUACCUGUUUUUAUUUACCCGUGAUAAAGAAACCGCGAUGAAACUUGACUAGUAAAUGUGGCACUGCAGUUUAUAUUUAAUAUCUGGGUAAUAUCUGGUUGUCUGAUUUGCGCUGCUGUCUUGGCCAGGAACCC
Molecule: messenger RNA, 1463 nt
Organism: Boleophthalmus pectinirostris (great blue-spotted mudskipper)
Lineage: Eukaryota; Metazoa; Chordata; Actinopteri; Gobiiformes; Gobiidae
Product: histone H3
Exons: 1
Coding region: 698-1108 (136 amino acids)
Cellular component (GO): nucleosome
Molecular function (GO): structural constituent of chromatin; DNA binding; protein heterodimerization activity
Source: RefSeq, a predicted model, not a curated record